Messenger RNA from Darwinula stevensoni, 596 nucleotides. The record is from the annotation of a GenBank genome assembly. Lineage: Eukaryota; Metazoa; Arthropoda; Ostracoda; Podocopida; Darwinulidae.
CGGGAACCGACAACAGUCGCCCUGUGACAUCGGUAGGUUACGCAUCCUCUGCUUUCCCGACACUCGGAUUUCCCCUGUUGGUUUGACAUGAGAAAAUAAACGCAAAUGGGCUGGCUCUGCUAAUGGGAGUCCCCCCGCAAUGAGUGAGACACAUGAGUGUGUGUGCGUGUGUGCAGACAGCCAGCUCUUUCAUUGAAUCUCGGCUCUCCAACAUGUUCAUCCAGUGAUGAAGAGGCUUUAUGUUCGCCUGUGAUGUAACUCUGUCUCUGCUCUCUUAAUCGUUCUGAAAAACUUCAGGGAUGAGCUCGCCAACGAGACGCAUGCCUACGAGUGGGACCCGCAUGAGGGGUCAGAGGUCAAAGGUCAACGGAGAGGGAGAGGGCAGUUCCUCGGAUACGGACAGCGAAAAGAAAGGACUGGACAAUGCCCUGGGCCGGAAGAAGUACGACUAUGGAAAAGGGCGGUUGGUCAUAGCUUCACAAACAACAAACCGGCGGGCCAGGAUGAAGUUGGGAUUGGAAGAGAGACGGGAAAAAAGGAAGACAGGAGACUCAGACUUGGCCAGGACGUAUCACAUGAUCAUCAGCCAGAUCGAU